AUGGCUGGAUUUGAAAAUAGGUUGAGCCGUAGAAAAGGUAAACAUGGUGGCGAUACAUUUAGGUUAGAUACUAAAAAUAAAACACCUGAAGAGAAUAUAAUAGAAAUAUUACAAGGUCUGUAUUCAAAAAAAUCAUUCCACAAUGAUGCUUCACCAACAAAUAAGAAUUUGCCCUCAGAAUUCAGAUUAGGUUUUAGAAUUCAAAGAAGUAGUUCUGACAGCUAUAGAUGGUCUUAUUUAGAAGCAUUAGUCACACUACUUAAUAAAGAAGACAAAAAUAAUUUGGGAUUUACAUCAGAUGAAUUAAUGACUUGUAUUCGCAUAAGUCUUGUAGAUGAAUCAAUAGUAAUAAGAGCGGCGGCUUUAAGAGUUCUGCGAUAUUUAAUAAGAACAGAGAGUGAUGUUGCAACUUUCAACACAUUGAAGUUACCAUAUCUUGUUAUAAGAUCAAUGGACCUUAUGCUUCAUAAUGAAGAAGAGCGUGCUCAAGCAUUGAAGGUUGUCCGUCGAGUGAUAGCAGUAGUGGGCGCUAUAGAGCAGGGGCAAAGACGUCACCGUGCGGCGUACAUCGAUCCAGGGCUUCUGCGAUGUCUCGCGGCUGUUGCUAGGGCUGGAACUGCUGGGGAUGGCAAUAGUAACAGAUUGGCCAGGCCUGCUAUUGCUACCUUAGCUGAAAUAUGUGUUCUAAAUCCAGACUUGUUCAUAACUUGUGGAGGGGUAACAGCAGUUACUAGGCAGUUGGCAGAAUGUGCCACGCCACGUAUGGCGGAAGCGUUAUGUGGUGUUCUGUUGCAUACCCUAAACGACCCCAAGUCACGAAUUGCCGCUAGAAUAGACUUAACGUGUCUUAAUUCACCAUACUGUGAUUUUCAAUUUAAACCUGCCGGCUCGGACUCAAGCAGAGAUGAGCGUGAGAUGCGUUUCACAUGCAGUCGGUUAGCUCUACUGUGCGUACUACGUAGUUGGCCCGGACUCUUGCACUUCUGCCACCCGUACAGUACCGGCGGCCUGAGGGCGCUGGUCGCUGCCCUGUACUUGCCCAGGCUAGAGGUCCGAAAGGCUAUAUUGGACUUGCUUUAUGAGUUGGUGGGAUUGCCUCAGCCUGAGUGGACAGAUGAAAUUUCUGUAGCUUUAGAUGCGGUUGACCCUUCAGAUUUUCAAGACUCUUGGCGUUUAAAUGAGGGCUUCGUUGUAGCUGAAGGCACGGCUAUUCUGCCACACCUCGGUGCCACUGGUUCCGAUAUACUUGAGAUUCAUCUUGCCCUUUUACUUCAGUGUUUCUUAGAGGCUGGACUUCUUGACGGAUUAGCUGAAGUAAUUGUGACAAGUGACACUUUUAUAUCGGUCAGGGCCACUGUACUACUCGGCCAGUUGCUGCAUCUAGUACAUUUGUUCCUCCCUCCACAAAUAUGCAGCGUGACCCCUGCUCUGCCCUCGCUCAUAGCCCAAGCGUCUGCCGGGAAACCACAAGCCUUAGCUGCUGUCGCCGCCUUGAGACGACUCCAUUCUAUGCUCGAAGCCAGACCCGCCAGCAACAGCCUGUUCCUAGACCAUAUUAUACAGUAUUGCAGUGGAGCAUAUCAGACUAAAAUUGAAGAUACGUCAAAGAGUCGCAAAGAAAAGGACAACGCUAGCAUGGCUAAGCCCAAACAUCAAGAUUUACAUAGAGACAGUAUUGAGUUCCUGAACGAAUCUGAUACGGAAAUUGAACCGAAACAACGUCACAGUGUGGGCUCCAGAGCAGACGUUCCUAUGAGAAAUGUUAGUGCUUUAGUGAAAAGUAAAAGUGUCAGUUCAAGGACUAGUGGUGCAGUGAGUAAAGUGACCAAAUCGACCAAAUUCUUCAGUUUGUUCGAAAGAGACAGCGACAGUCUUAUUCGUUCUUCCUUCGUCAUGCAAAACAAAGAUGGGAAUACAUGGAAUUGGGAAAUAAUUCGGACAAUAUUAAAGGAGACAGAAAGUGCACCAUUAUUAAAUUUGAACGACAGUGGGCAUCGAGUGUGGGCCUGUCGUAUUAUAAAUUAUCUAAAACCAUCGUCCAACAAGUAUUCCCACACGGACUUGUCGACGACUUGCAAUGGGCAUUCAGCAACUCGCGCCGGCUGUCAGUUGAUACGACAUCUUUUAAGGCAUAAUGAUAUUGAUUCGCAAAGGCUCCUGGAGGAGUUUUUCAAUGACGUCAGUCGACAAAUCGAAGCGAUCGAAACAGGUAGAAAGGCUCACGAGUGUCUGUUCAGUCCGCAGCACAUGUGCAACACUAUGUGCCAAAUGUACUUCCUUUUUAUUGGACAAUUGUGUCAUACACAUUCUGGACUGAAACUCUUCAAGCAAACAAGGCUGUAUGAAAACCUUCUAGAACUAUCAACUAAAACUCAUCAUAGCUGUUAUGUUAAGUUAGUUAUAUCGAGCUUAGACUAUACGUUAGAUUCUAGUCCGAGGGACAUUCUUGCCAAAACAUUAACAUGUAACAUAAUUGCUUCAAGACUGUAUGCAACACAGUUCCUAAACGUAUUAUUGCGUGCCUCGCGGAAAUCGAGAGAUUUAGUCCGGAAAAAGACAAAGUUAAAGAAGAAUAUUGUUCAUGACAAUUGGAAGUUCUCACAUAGGGAUGAAAUAGAUUCUAAUGGUGGAGUGGAUAUGGACACUUGGGCUCUGCAAAUGUUGGUUGGACAAGUGAAAGACGAGUCCAAAGCCGUAGUUAAAUGCGCCUUGACCAUUCUAGAAGAAGCAUAUAGCGUUCCGAUGUACAUGGAGAAACUGAUGACGAUGCGAGACACGCUGCGCCAGAACUGCCGCGUGGAGCGCGGCGCGGCGCCGGCGGCGGCGGCGGCGGCGGGCGACCGCGCCUACCUGCUGUGGCUGGGCCUGGAGGCCACGGCCGCCGCGCGCGCCGCCGACGCCGGCUCCGUUGGCUUUGUGAAGAAACAUCUGGACUUUUGGAACAAGUCUUAUAAUUACAGGUACGUGCGCCUGGUGGAGGCCGUGGUGCACGAGGCGCUGACGCCGGCGGAGGGCAGCCGGCGGCCGCGCUCGGCGCGCCGCAGCGCGCGCCCGCCGCCGCACCUCCUCGCCGCGCUGGCCGCCGCGUGCCGGCGCGGCGCGCCGCCCGCCUUCCUCAAGGGGCUGCUGGCUGCGUGUCUGCCGCACCAUUAUAAGAUUCUCCAACGGAAGAAAUGUGUAACAGAGCAAGAAAUAGUUGAUUUAAAAGCAUCUUUAUGGGCAGUCGGCAACACUGCGGUGACGCCGCAAGGCUUGCAGCAGUUGAUGAAUUUAAGUAACGGAUUUCUAGAAGAUUCUGUUCCAAUACAUAUAGUGAGAUUAGCAAAGUACAGUCCAGUUUAUUCUGUGAGGGCGACUGCGUUCUAUGUACUUGGUUUGAUCGGAAGUACAUAUGAUGGUGCCAAUUUAUUGGCAGACCUUGGAUGGCUGUGCGUGAGACACACCCGACACGACCAGUUCCCAGUGAUACCAGAUGAAAACUUCGCCCAGAUGAUGGAUCCCAACGACAACACCUUCGUGACGUCACCCGACCGACGCUUCUUCGACAUAGACUUGAGUGAACAUUCCGAUCACACAGACCAAAGUAUGGCAGAAAGUAUACAUUCGGAACACGCGAAACUAAACCGAACGAUAGGCUCGAUAUCCGUAGAGCAAGAAAAGGACCAAGAUGAAGUCGACUUCAAAACGAACUUUCUCGAACGUCCCUAUAAGAGAAAAUCGCAUACGCUACCCACUCAGGGGUCCAAUUCUCAUGAACGUUCGUUAACGGAAUCUCGAACGGUCGAUAUUUUAAGUACGAGUUACGAGCGCGGUCCAUAUCGAAUGGAGAAUAAAUUUGGAAGAAUGAAUUCCUUGGACCACACUCAUGAAGGUCGUGUGCGAAAUACGAGCGAGUCCAGUACGAGCGGUGUGAGCAGUUGCGACUCUUUCCUCGGAAAGUAUACUAUCCCCGACCGCGUGCUGAAGCUGAGCCCCAUCCCGUCGUCGUCGAGCCUGCAGGCGCGGGGCGCGGGCCCGCCGCGGCCGCGCGCGCCGCAGCGCCGCACCUCCACCUCCAGUUACACGGCGACCGACGUGGGCAGCUCGCCGCCUACUGCGAUGGAUUUGAGUGGAUAUGCAACAUUACAAUCCUUGAAUAAACACAGAAGGCCACAUUAUGUGUCAGAAAGUGCGGCGAUGUGUUCCAGUGAUAUCGACGUCAUCAGUUGGUUGCCCUACGACUCUAAUCAAAGGGCAAAGCCCUUCUCAUCUCUUCGCGACAGGGCCAAGUCUACGAGAGAGAGGAUGACUAAACUUAGUUUAUUAGAGUACGACUGGAAACCGCUCACACGAGGCGAAAGUUCCCAACGAAUGUCGGCGCCCUCUAACAGCAGCGUGCCGGCGAUACCGACCGGGCCGCGGCCUCUAUAUUACAUGGGUAUAUGCUUACCGCGAAAUCUUCUCGACUUGUUUCCUAUGGAAAACGAAGGAAAGGAGGUCGAGGGAGAUGUGGACAAGAGUGGAAAUAGAGUUGGGUCCUAUCUCGGUGACUAUACAGCAGCGGACAACCGCACGCGUACUCCCGACACUCAUAACCUGAACAUACACAAAGAUAUACACACAACGUCAAUAACCACUAACAUUCGUACAACGUCGAGCACGUUAACUACUACAACCGUAACAAACACUCCCGAACCAAAAAUACGAAUCGAAAGUACCAAAACUAAUACAGAAAGUCCUAAAAUCGAUAGCGAAAAUAAGAAAGAAAAACAAAUCGAUAUAAAUAAGGAAAUCGAUUCAAAGACGGACAAAAAAGUGGAAAGUGUUAAAGAGGAUUAUUCAGUCGGUGGGAGUGCGAGUCGUGUAUCGAGUAAAGUGUGGAGGCAUUCAGCGGCCGAUUGUCUCGCGUGUGUUAAGACGAGGCCGCCAUCUUCUCACGAACUACGUGAGGCUUUCUUUGCAGGAUUGGAGAACCCUGCAGUAGAGCCUACGGAGGGAAGUAGUGCGCAGGCGCAACUUCUACAGCAUGUGCUCUUUAUGUCUAACCCCAUACAUCUCAAACAGGCACGGUCAGCUCUGCUCGCCCUCAAGCAGCGCCACCCGGACGUGUUCCGCAGCCCCUGCGUGUACUCCGACGUGUGCGCACUACUAUCGAGGGACACCUACAUGCUGUAUGCGAGGCGUAUCCUGCAAGAACUGUUCCUAGACACCAACUUCGAUUGCUUCCACACAGAACCAGCCGCCAUAUUGGCCCGGCACCCACCUCUCACACUGCAACCUACGAUGGAAAUAACCCAA
Messenger RNA from Brenthis ino (lesser marbled fritillary), 5277 nucleotides. The record is from the annotation of a GenBank genome assembly. Lineage: Eukaryota; Metazoa; Arthropoda; Insecta; Lepidoptera; Nymphalidae.